UCCAUUGAAUAAAUGAAAGCAUUUAGCUUUUUUAAAUAAGUGCUUAUUUAUGACUGUAUUUUAAAACAUAAAGAGAAGCUAUCUCAAAAGUUAUUAAAUAAGCAUUAUAUCACCCUGUCUUACUCAGUGUAUAAAAUUAACACUGUAGUUACAAGAAGGUAAAAUAGAUCUUGAUUCCAAAGAUACAGUAUUACAGUGACAUCAGUAUAUCUGAAUAGUCUUACAUUUAAUUGUAGAAGAAAAUAGCCACAUUUUUUAAAGCAAAAUAAUAUCUUUAUAUUUAUAGCAAAUGUCAAAUUUAUUUUCAAAUGUUUUUUCUCCAAUAGUUGAUGAGGGCCCUAGUCCUCCAGAGCAGUUUAUGGCUGUCAAAUUAUCUGAUUCCAGAAUCACCCUGAAAUCUGGCUAUGGAAAAUAUAUUGGUAUAAAUUCAGAUGAACUUGUUGUUGGGCAUUCAGAUGCAACUGGACCAAGAGAACAAUGGGAACCAGUCUUUCAAAAUAUUAGACCCUGUGCUGAAAGAGAAACCAAGAAAAAAGAUGACAUUCCAGAAGAAGACAAAGGAAAUGUAAAACAAUGUGAAAUCAAUUAUGUAGUCUCAGUCAUAGCCUGCCUUCAUCUCUGAAGGGACCAGGCGACCCACGGAGUGCCUUGGCAGCCUUGUCAUUGCAUGCAAUCUUCACAGACAAGAUCUCACUGCAACCACCUUUCUACAGGAGCACAGGUGUGACAUUAUACUGAUGACAUCAUUCUCAGAGAAAAUUCAUUUUACAAACUAAGGACACACAGAUACAAGGAGGCUUACACAAAGGGAAUGGACCUUUCCCAACACAAUAGUGCAAGGCCCUGCCACUUUGCUUCAAUUCCUGAAAAUUCCUUGGCACAGUCUUGCUCUGUCACCCAGGCUGGUAUGAAGUGGUACGGUUUCAGCUCACUGCAGCCUCGACCUCCUGAGAUCAAGCAAUUCUCCCAUCUCAGCCUUCCAAGUAGCUAGGACUUCAGGUGUGUGCCAUGACACUCAGCUAAUUUUGUUUAUAUUUUUGUAGAGAAAAGGUCUCACUAUGUUACCCAGGCUGGUCUCAAACUCCUGUGGUGAAGCGAUCCUCUUGCCUCAGCCUCCCAAAGUUCUGGGAUCACAGGUGUGAGCCACUGUGCCCAGCCCUUUAAUUCUUUACUUGGGGUUCAGGUGACAAUAUAUUUCUUAUUUACAAAUCUUACUUAAUCUCACUGAUGCUGUCAUUGGCAAACUGACCCACCUUGAAUGAAGCCUCCUCCAACAAGUCUGGAAUCUCUCCGAAUUUAAAUUAACAGGUGCUCCUAUGAAUUCCCUCAGAGAACACACUGUGGAUGCUUUAGCAACCUCUUCCUAUGCCUCCUGAAGUAUCUGGGUUGCAUAUGGUGGCCAUAAGUAGUCCAUGGGCUUCUGAUGUAAAAAACAAACCUGCCCCUUUUGACCCUGUUCUGUACAGCAUCAGGGCAGUGAUUGCCGACCACAUGCUGGACCCUCUGGAAACAGAGGGCUCUGCAUCCAUGUCCACGAGCCUUCAUGCCCAUCUGGCCAUCAGGCCUUGGGAAGCAGCACCCCACAGCCUUGGCACAGCUGCAGAGACCUCCUUGCGUCAGGAUGGAGUCAAACCUGGACCCCCUGCCAUUCUCAUCUGCAGGAAACACUGGCCUCCUUCAUCCUCAGUCUGUGUUGCUGGAAGUCAGACGUCUCCGAGGCCCCUUGGGAUCGACUGAGUGACCAGCAGUGAAGUUCAUCCACCUUCUGAAUGGAUGCCAUCAUCUGACGUGAUGGAGCUCAGUGGGAUGCUGCUGCCUUCCCUCGCUUAGCUAGGAUGUCCCUGAUAAAGGAUGACACCAAAGCGUCAGCACAACUGGCCAAACUUGAGGUGGUCAUCUCAGCACUGAUGCUGGGCCAACAAUUAGCCCCAUUUGUACAUUUUUACAAAUUUUUGGCAAUUGCCAAGAAUUCUCCACCUUCCCUCCCCAUUGAAUUAAAGAAACUUCUUGCCUCAUGGAUACUCAGAAUACAGUCAAGGUAACAGAUGCCUUUUUUUUAACCAAGGACACAGUACGGAUCUCACAGGGACACUCCUUAUCCCCUGCAGAGAGUUCCAGACACUACUGAUGGUGACCAAGGCAACAUUUCAUCAGAAAACACAGUGCUAGGCUUGUGAAAGUGUCCAGUAGGGCUUCUACUGUCCCUAUAGCCUGCAGGCAGCUGCUUUAGUUGAGAGAUAGACUGAGCUCCUCAAAGAAUUCCUAUUUAAGUUACAAAGCAGCGAGUGGAUGCCCUGCUGGGUUCCACUGUUGCCACAGGCUUUGAUUACUCUUAAGAUCAUGCUUCUUAGGAAAGUGCACUUUUUACACCAGUGCUACACAGUUCCCUCAGUUGCCUUUACUGGACAUCAAGGAGUUCACAUUUUUGACAACCAUUCAGUCCUGGACUGUCCAAGGGGUGGAGGUAGCUCCGUAUAGGAAGCUGCCUGCUGCGUGUGGAUCAGUAAUAUCAGACUUGCCCAACAACUCACUGGAGACAUGAAAACCAAUGCAUGGGGGAUGCAUGACAUCACCCAAAUAUUUAUGAACACGCUUGUGCUGCCAGAGAGCCCAGAUCUCUAAACCAAUGCAUGGGGAAUGCAUGACGUCACCCAAAUAUUUACGAACAGGCUUGUGCUGCCAGAGACCCCAGAUCACUUUUCCUGCCUCCUGCUAAAUAAAUGGGGGCAGUAGAUUUGCAUCGGUUUCCACAUUACAUUACUAAUAACUGUGGCCUUCCUAAUUUCUCAUGUCCCUAAGCACUUAUUACAAUGUCUCAGCAGCUUUCUCUCAGCCUAUCAAAAUAUUAGUCAUCAUGAAAAUAAAUGUCUGAUAUUAAAGCAUCA
Molecule: messenger RNA, 2885 nt
Organism: Pan troglodytes (chimpanzee)
Lineage: Eukaryota; Metazoa; Chordata; Mammalia; Primates; Hominidae
Product: protein FRG1B-like
Exons: 5
Coding region: 290-622 (110 amino acids)
Cellular component (GO): catalytic step 2 spliceosome; nucleolus; striated muscle dense body
Molecular function (GO): actin filament binding
Source: RefSeq, a predicted model, not a curated record